Molecule: messenger RNA, 1452 nt
Organism: Ciona intestinalis (vase tunicate)
Lineage: Eukaryota; Metazoa; Chordata; Ascidiacea; Phlebobranchia; Cionidae
Source: RefSeq, a predicted model, not a curated record
CAUUUCAAUGCUGGGUGUGUGGUUGUGGUGUAAGACAGUGACACUCAAAUACUGCAAUGGCUGCUACUCAAGUGAGGGUCUGUAGGGUCUUAACAUAAAAACUGUAAAAAAAACAGCUUUACUUACAGUAAUUUGGGUAGGCCCUACUGGUUUUAAUUUGAAACAGUUUGCAUAACAUUCUAAUUGUAUCUAAGCUAAUGUGUCAGUAAGGUCUUAAUAUAAACAUUACAAUAGGCAAGGCUACUAGAUUUAAAGACUUUAGUUGCAGCAAGAACAAGAGUAUUUAUUUGACAUUUUUUGACAUUUUGACAGGUUAGAAUCAGCUACAGUAAAAGAACAAUAUUUGACAAAAUACUAUAUGAAAACAAUAAAUCUAAUGUUACAGAUUAAAUACCAUAGAAGUAAAACACGUAUAUAAGAAAUACAAAAUGAAGAUACCUUUGAUUCUCUUUGUUAUUUUUGCUACAACUUAUGCUGACAAAGUCUACCAUAACAUCACAUGCAACACCAUUGGGAUGGAGUUUAACACUUUCGUGAAACACGUGAGAUGUCCCGCAAAUUGUAAGCUACAAUAUUACAAGGUGUGGGGCAACAUUAGGUAUAAUGGAUAUUCGCAAGUGUGUGCCGCUGCAAUCCAUGACGGACAAAUAACAAAUUCUGGGGGAAAGGUUACAGUUUAUCUCUACAAGGGAAAGAGAAGAUAUCGUGGAAACUUACAACAUGGUAUAAAGAGUGACAGUGAAUACAACUUUUAUGGGAUUGCUUUUAACUUUAGAAAAAUGAGCGCGUGCCAUCAUAGCGACAUGGUUAUUACAGACAAAGUCUACAGCAUUGAUUGCCCACAAAACUGUUCGACAGAAGGCCAUGUGUAUGGGACCGGGGUUUAUAGAAGAGAACAUUCAACCAUUUGCGCGUCUGCUAUCCAUGACGGGGUUAUUACUAGAGAAAAUGGGGGCAAAGUAACAGUGUACAAAGUGUACGUGGACCACACAGGGUUUAACACCACGUUGCAACAUGGGAUAAGGUCUUACUGGGGUGGAUGGUCAGGACAGGGGUUUCAAUUUAAAGUGCCAGACAAAGGAAAUUGAAAGUGGAUAGAAGGUAUGUACAAAGCUACUAACACACAACAAACAACAACUACUUCUGCAAUGCCAACAAUGAAUAAGAAGAUAUAUUAACACCAAGAACAAUUUGACCACAAGUUACAAACUAAAGUCACCUCCAACAAAAGGUGUCCACACACUAAAAAGGCAAUUACAUAUUUUUGAUAAACUAAGAACAAUGAACUUUUAUCGUAUGUAACAGAACAUGAGUAAAUAAUACAGAUAAUCGCAUCACAAAUUACUUGACUUUAUAUUACCUUAUAAACCAAUAAUCUAUUCUAUUGUAUCAGCAAACUAACUGUGUAUAAUAAAGCUGAAUUAAUAAACUACCAACCAUACCUGUAGUUUA